ACAUUCAUGGAGGCGGUACGGAGGUACUGUAUAGAAUAGUACUCCGUAACAUACCUGAGUACGGAGGAGAAAAGGGACGAUACUGCACGGAGUACUCCGUCGGCUCACAUGCCACGAGCUCCCCCGCACGGCUGAUUGCCCGUGGCGCUUCCAUCACAGCGGGACUCGGAUCGCAAAUCUGACUGCUCCCUAGGCCCUUGUGCCUGGAAACCCACGAGCACACAAGUAUGGGGCCUUGGACCCCUUUCCCAUGGACCACUGCGACGGGAUUUGUGAAUUGCGUAUGGUUUCACACCCUAUCCCUUGCCCAUCUCCUGCGCAGGUGAAUCUCGUCUGGACUGCAUCAGUAAAUGGCAGGCGGAUGAAAGAAGGGGAGAAGAAAGAGCUACUCACGUCAAUCCGCAGUGGUCAUCAGUGCCACGGAUUGUCCAAAGCUACCUACAUAGUGGACUGCGUAGAUCCCCCAGAAUGUGUGUUAUGGAGAAUUCCGUGGUCAAGUUCAAUCACCAUCGUUGUGAAGUCGGCGGCGCGGAGCAACGUGCACAAAGGGUAUGAAAGCCAACUGUUAUCAGGUCUCUGUUGUUUGUCACUCGGCCCCGACAUGCAAUGCUUGGCCGAAGUCGCGUCAUUGAGGAACGCCCUUGUUGCCGACCAGAUGGACCCUGCUAUCUGCACUGCACACUGCCGAGCUCGGGGCAUCGUAUGCUUCAUCUGAUUGAUGCCGAGAUCACGACAGCCGGCAUGCCUACUUACUGUGUACCAAGUACAACCAGUGCGGCACCAGUUCGCAUGAGACGCCUCGACUUGGCUUCAUGUAACAAGCUCUUAGCGGCUGCGUGCCAAGUCGUCAGUCGUCAGUUUCGAGAUGGGGCGACUAUCCGCAGCCAGACAGCAGGUAGAGUACGGAGUACCGCAGCUCCUAUCCAC
Westerdykella ornata is the source of this 927-nucleotide messenger RNA. RefSeq lists its product as uncharacterized. Bases 251 to 715 code for a protein of 154 amino acids. The transcript has a single exon. Lineage: Eukaryota; Fungi; Ascomycota; Dothideomycetes; Pleosporales; Sporormiaceae. The record is from RefSeq and is a predicted model, not a curated record.